AAUGCCCCGCAUCUCCCCUCAUUUUCUUUCGUUAAGGACCUGUUUGGUUACCUUCACGUCCUCUUCUUCUUCCCUCUCUCCUUUCCUUUCCUUUCUUUUCUACUCUCCUCUCCUCUCCUAUCCAUGGAUGCCGGAAACUUAACCGACUUCUCUUCCUUUCAGAUGGAGCAACAACGACAGGUUGAUAAGAUGGAUGUUGUGGCAUCUAUUGAUACAGUACUGGAUGAAGGGGUUUGCGCUAUUUGUUUGGAGAGGAUACAGAUCCAAGACUGUGCGGCUGUUAAAGGUUGCGGGCACUCGUACUGUGCAAUAUGCAUCCUGAGAUGGGCAACAUACACUAAAACUCCUUCAUGUCCUCAAUGCAAGCUCCCAUUCACUUUUCUUGAUGUAUAUCGUUCUCUUGAUGGAAGUAUUCAUGACUAUUCAUUUGAAGAGAGUGUAUGCCUCCUCCUGAGAGCCCCCUGGUUUGUGCCUUUGCCAGUGGAGGCUGAAGAAUCUAUGCUGGAUGAGUUGGAAGAUAUUAGUUUGUAUUAUGAUGAUGAACGAAGGGAUGAUGACCUGGAUGAAGCCUACUUUAUGUGUAGCUCAUCAAAUAUUCGUGUAGGUAACAGGAGGUGGGGUGACAAUGGCUAUGUAAGGUCCGGAAGAAAAGAGGCUCGUCCUGUGAUCCGCCAACCUUUUAUAGACAAUGGUGCUGGACCUUCUCAAGUUCAUAAGAAAAAGGAGGCAGCGAAAGAUACGCUAGGCAGGAGAGCAAAAAGGGCAUUGAAGCGAGAAGCUGCUGACAAAGCAGCUGCAGUGAAGCACCAGCAACAUCUGCAGAGGCUGGGCCGGAAAUAAAAAAAUUUGUCAGGGCAUCUUCAGUUCACCUGUACAAAAGCUUAACCUUGUUGAUUGUUUCAUAUUAGAUUGGAUCCUGUAACUGAAAUUUCAAGGGGUGCACCUUCAACUGGUUGCCAAUAAUAUUUGGCCAAUUGUCUUCUUUCAA
This is a messenger RNA of Dioscorea cayenensis subsp. rotundata (Guinea yam), 988 nucleotides long. RefSeq lists its product as uncharacterized. The coding region runs from base 124 to 840 and encodes 238 amino acids. The record is from RefSeq and is a predicted model, not a curated record. Lineage: Eukaryota; Viridiplantae; Streptophyta; Magnoliopsida; Dioscoreales; Dioscoreaceae. The transcript is spliced from 4 exons.